Molecule: messenger RNA, 1380 nt
Organism: Cyprinodon variegatus (sheepshead minnow)
Lineage: Eukaryota; Metazoa; Chordata; Actinopteri; Cyprinodontiformes; Cyprinodontidae
Exons: 4
Coding region: 1-762 (253 amino acids)
Biological process (GO): immune response; cell surface receptor signaling pathway; T cell costimulation
Cellular component (GO): external side of plasma membrane
Source: RefSeq, a predicted model, not a curated record
AUGGAGGAGGCAGAGGUAAAUGAGGGAGAAGAUUUUGUCCAUCUGCCUUUUAAGACACUAGACGACCUGCCCCAAAAUGCCAAAGUGGUUUGGAGCCGCACUGAUAAACCCAAUACUGUACAUGAGUACCAGGACGGUCAGAACCAGUUAGAGACACAGGACCCAGACUACCAGGACCGGACAGCCAUGAAUCCUGACGCUGUGCGGAUUAAAGACCUCACCCUCACUCUAAACGAUCCCAGCCCGGAAGACAACGGCAUCUACAUCUGUACCGUCUACAACGAUGAUGGGAAAAUACUGAGACGAAAGACAGUGACGCUCACUGUGAGAGUCUACAACAUCGAAAAGGUUUCUGUAAACAAGGAAAACAGGUCCGUCGUUCUUCCCUUUCAUGUAACACGUCGCCUCCUCUCUGAGGACAUCACUGUGGAGUGGAGACUCACAGGCUUAGAGGACACCGUCCUCUACAAAUAUAAGGGAGGCUGUCAUUCACCAACAGAGGAUCAGGUUUAUGGAGGCCACACUGAGAUGAAUGAAGAUCCAUUAACUGGAGACCUCAGUCUGACCAUCAAGGACUUCUCUCUGGCUGACGGUGUUUAUAUAUGUUCCAUCAUUGAUAAGAAUGAAGAUAUACUGCAGCAGAAGGUGGUGGUCCUCAUAGUCAGAGGGAUCAAUUCUACAGAAGCAGAUUCACUGAAGCAGAGAAGAAACCAGAACUCUCCUUCACCAGAGAGGAUCCCACUCCGCUCCAUUCUGGGCUGAACCGUCAGUGGUUCUGGUCAGGACUCUGUCUGAUGGUGGACGGUCCUCUGUCUGUUCUGGGAUCAGAAAUGUCCGGUUUGGACCUGAUGAAAGGUGUGGCAGCGGUUUUUCCUCUGGGAUCAGGUUUCUGGUAGCAGCUGUAGAGUCGGACCACAUAUCCGGCCUGUUGGGGUUCAGGUGUACCUGCUCUUCAGUCUGGAGCUCUGAGGGUUUUCUCUUCCUCUAUGACAGGAAGUCAGACUAAACUCUUCCUGUUUCACUCCAGGAUUAUCUGUCUCUGUUUAUCUCCUGGAUCUAAAGUUACUGAAGGUCAUAAACUUUGAUGAAGAUGAUGGACUCAGACUGAGGAAGGAUCAGAUAAUGAAUGAGCAGCAGACUGUAGAGACAGUCAUUUAACUGAGGAGCUGCAGGGAAGGAGAGGCUUUCCUGUCUGCAGACCUGAGAACUCAUCACUGUUUGGAAGGUUACUUGAACUAAUUAACUAGUUAUAGUUAAUUUGAACUAAAUAACUAAAUCAGUAACUCAAAGUAACUAAUCUAGUCAAAUUACUUAUGGGGUUUGUUUUCAUGAUCUAAAGGGUAAAAAAUGUGGAAGUUUUAUGUCUUUUGUAACUUUAAA